This is a messenger RNA of Lactuca saligna, 1521 nucleotides long. The record is from the annotation of a GenBank genome assembly. NCBI's taxonomy places the organism in Eukaryota, Viridiplantae, Streptophyta, Magnoliopsida, Asterales, Asteraceae.
AUGGAAAUAGGAAAUAAGGUUUACCUAAAUAACAUUGACCAGAUAGAUGAAAAAUCGCAUAUCAAGGUUCGGGUGCUUAAAAUUUGGAACUUUGUCAGAAAUAAUAAAGUUUGUUCCAUUGAAAUGAUCAUCAUGGAUGAGGAGGGUACACAAUACCAAGCUCGUGUCUUCAAUCAGAAUUUCUCCAGAUUUCGUCAUCUUUUAAAGGAAGAUGAAAGUUAUAUAGUUAUAAAACCCAAUAUGGCUGCUGUUACUAAUGGUUUUAGUUAUACAGGUCAUAAACAGACCUUAACUUUGGAUUGGAAAAGCAUCCUAAAAAAAUGUGAUGAUUUCUCGGGUCCGGUCAAUGGAUUUAUGUUUGUUGACUUUAAUUCUAUCAUAGAACAAACAUGCCCAAAAGACACAUUCUUUGAUGUUAUUGGACAUAUCGUGUCAUUUAGGCCUCUUGAAACUUCAAAUCCAGUACCAUCCAAGCAUUAUAUAAAAGUCACUCUUAGCAACCUAGAUUCUGUACAUCUGAAGGUUACUAUUUUUGGAAGUCAAGCAUAUCAAAUUUCAGAAUACCUAAAAAAUAACCCGACUGUUAAUUUUGUUGUUAUCGUGAUGCAGUUUUUGAAGCUAAACAUUUGGAAUGGUCUUGGUGAAGCUAAAAGUCAUUUUGAAGUAACGAAAUUGUUCAUAAAUUCUGACAUUUAUGAAAUAAAUGAGUUUAAAAAUAAGUUGAAAUGUCAUGACAAUUUCGGUAUAACUGAAAAAAGCAUAACUACACUUCAAAGCUACUCUUCUUCAUAUACAGAUGACUUUAAGGGCAAUUUUCCAUUAAAAACAAUCUGUGAGAUCACCGAACCAAUUAAGGAAAUGAAGUUUUUAUUAGUUGCUUCCAUUGUUAAUAUAAGGCAGAAUCUACCAUGGUAUUAUGAAGCAUGCAAAAAAUGUGGAAAAAAAAUUAUCCCUGUUCCCAAAACCAAUCAUUCGUAUACCAACCCUGAGGGAAUUUCAGAAACUAUGGUUGUCGAGUGUACAAAUGCACAAUGCAAAAAAUCUGAAUUUCAGUAUAUAAUUCCAAUUAACGUACAAGAUUGUACUGGAACCAUUGGAUUGACUCUUUUUGAUAGGGAAGCAAGGAGGUUGUUAAAUAUAAGUGCCUACGAGUUGAAAAAGAUACAUGAUGCGGCCGGAGACAGUGAUGCCCUAUUUCCAAUGCAACUUAAUGUGUUGAAAAACCGCAAGUUUGGUUUUGUUGUAGAUAUUACAGAAUACAAUAGUAAUCAAUCUGUCUCCUUAAAUCAAGUUGCUUUGGAAUCCGAUGAUGUUGUACAGCCUGUUCAAAAGGAUGUGAUCUCACAAACAGACGAAAGUUUUACACCCUCAACAGUUGAUAAGUCAACCGCAACAAGUCCUUGCAAAAUAUCAGGUGAUUUGAAGCGCAACCUCCAAGAAAUUUAUGAUGUUGAUUCUGGAUAUGAUUUAAGUUCAACUAAGGCUAAAAGAAAGUCAACCGCAGAGGAAACUCACUCUUGA